AUGUUAUUAUCUUACCUUCCAGCUCAUUCAACAACACCAAGCACAGACACAACAACACCAAACAGAAACCCAACAACUACAAUAACAGAUACAAGAUUUAGAACACCAGGUCGAACAUCUUCAGCAGGAAUUGCAACAAAUACAACAAGCUGCACCUCCACAACCAAAUGCAGUACCACAGCAGCAUCAUCACAACUUCAACAGCCGCAGGUACCACAACAGUCUUCAUUACCACCUCAAGAAGAACAACAGCAACAAGAAGUCGUAGCAUCACCAGAAGCACAAGUUCCACAACAUCAGAACCUCAAAGCACGAGGAGCACGCGUGCGAAGACGGCUCAGAUGCUUAGUUCGACCACGUCCUCGAGUCCGUCAUUUGUCAUCGAGAAGCGAUUAGAUUAAGGUAUGCUUUUCUACUAUUGCCAUCAAUUCUUACCACACUAUUUCAGUUAUUUUUUUCAUUCUAGGUAUUGUAUAUAAAUAUCAAUAGUGAGUACUCCAGAAAAAUAUUUAUUUGCAUCACAAUGAGUUCUAUUUUUCUGUUUUAGAUUAAAAAAAAUUAUUAAAGUUUAAAAAUAAAAAAAUAAAAAAAACCAAAACAAAGUAAUAUUGACAUAUACUACGUAUUUAUUUGGUUAAUAUAAAAAAAUCUGUUCUUCAUUUAGCCCACAUAAAUUUAAUUUAUACAAUAAAAAUGAUGAUCAAUUACUAAUGAUAUAAUCUUGGCCAAUUCAAGCUGUUUGUCUGGAUCUAAAUAUUUUGAAAAUGAACAUAUUUGUUAUUGAUGAUACAUAAGUAAGUUAAUAAAAUAUAUGUGAUUUAAAAACAAUGUCUUUAUUUCUUUAAAUAGUUUAUCUUGAAUGAAUGAGGAAGUUUUGGUCGACAUAAAACAAUAAUAUUAUUUAA
Rotaria sordida is the source of this 905-nucleotide messenger RNA. Lineage: Eukaryota; Metazoa; Rotifera; Eurotatoria; Philodinida; Philodinidae. The record is from the annotation of a GenBank genome assembly.